Messenger RNA from Symbiodinium natans, 1350 nucleotides. Lineage: Eukaryota; Dinophyceae; Suessiales; Symbiodiniaceae. The record is from the annotation of a GenBank genome assembly.
AUGCGUAUCUCCGUGCUCAGCUACAACAUCUUGCACAGUGCCGCCGCGAAAAGGCAGCCAUGGCAUUGGUGCGUGGUACAGGGCAUUCCAUGGAUCAUGGGGGUCUUAUGCAAGUGCGCAGAGUGCCUGAAGUUGACGCUUUUCGUCGCCUCUGCUUCGCCUAUGCUUCGCCUCUGCUCCUUUCCUCUUGGCAAAGAGCUUGUGUGGCCUGUGGGCCAGGCUUCGGAGCAAGUUGCCCUCGCAGAGCUUGUGGGCUUGCAGCGAGUUGCUGAGCUGGUGCUUCGACUGUCGCCGGACAUCGCGUGCUUGCAGGAGCUUUUGAAACCUGAGAAGAGUACGAAUGCACCCAUUUGCCCAGAGAUGCUAUCGCUGUGUGUCUUGGCAGCAUUGGCGAGUGGCCAAAAUGGCCAAUAUCGGAAGUGCCACAUCCGCAAGCAGGCUGUGAUUCUGCAGAACGAAGAGUUGCCAGCAAAGGACGGUUGUGCCAUCUUUACUCGUACAGACUUGCCGGUGACAAGAACCUACUCGUUCCGCAUUCGCGAUGUAGCCGAGAGGCUGGACGACAGUGUGUCGCUGCCUGCUACUGUCAGCUAUUUCACCAGCUCUGGCAGGCAUUACCCCACCUCGCUUGACAUUCGUGGAAGUGCUGGUCUUGGAGCUGCCAGCUCGUCAGAUCUCGUCAGAUCUCGUCACAUCUCGUCAGCUUGUCCUCGGAUGCAAACUUCUCUCUCAACUCCGUGGGGCGAGGCUUUGUGGCGUGAGCUGCAUGAGAAGCUUAGCGUCUCAACCAGCCACUUGUACUGGGAUCCACGGUAUCCAGAUCUUAAGCUGCUGCAGGCUUUUCUCCUAGCACGUGAGCUAGAAGCAGUGGCAGCUCCAAAUCUGAUCCUGGCAGGGGAUUUGAACAGCACCCCGCUGGUGGAUGGGCGCAGCUCGGGUGAUGGAGACUUGUCCGGCGUGUACCAGCUCUUCACAACAGGUAGCGUGUCUGCUUCACAUCCACACCAUCCAGUACGAAUGAGACCUGGUAGUGGAAUCCUUCGUGGUGUCAGCACCAAGGAAGUGCCAGACCUUCAAGUCUUACCCUUUUACAGUGCCUACAAGGAAGCUGAUGGUCGCGAGCAAGCUGUCACGAACCUGACCCGAGAGUUUCACGGCUGCCUCGACUACAUCCUCUAUCGAGGUCGAAGCCUCGAAGCUGUGCUUGGGCACGGCUGCUGCUUUCACAAGGAUGCACAAGGCGAAAAUCGACUCAAAACAUGGACCGAGUCUGAGGUGGUCUGCAACUUCGGGGUGUUCAUCCUGCGCCAGAGCAGUUGCCGGAGCAGCUGCCUUCGGAGGCCCGAGUAA